Molecule: messenger RNA, 975 nt
Organism: Chrysochloris asiatica (Cape golden mole)
Lineage: Eukaryota; Metazoa; Chordata; Mammalia; Afrosoricida; Chrysochloridae
Gene: SLC39A1
Product: solute carrier family 39 (zinc transporter), member 1
Exons: 3
Coding region: 1-975 (324 amino acids)
Biological process (GO): zinc ion transmembrane transport
Cellular component (GO): plasma membrane
Molecular function (GO): zinc ion transmembrane transporter activity
Source: RefSeq, a predicted model, not a curated record
AUGGGGCCCUGGGGAGAGCCAGAGCUCCUGGUGUGGCGCCCUGAGGCCAUGGCCUCAGAGCCUCCAGUGCCAGUAGGACUGGAGGUGAAGUUGGGCGCCCUGGUGCUUCUGCUGGUUCUUACCCUCAUCUGCAGCCUGGUGCCCAUCUGUGUGUUGCGCCAGCCUGGAGCUAACCAUGAAACCUCAACCUCCCGCCAGAAAGCCCUGAGCCUUGUAAGCUGCUUCGCAGGAGGUGUCUUUCUGGCCACCUGUCUCCUGGACCUGCUGCCUGAUUACUUGGCUGCCAUAGAUGAGGCCCUGGGGGCCCUGCAUGUGACGCUCCAGUUCCCCCUGCAGGAGUUCAUCCUGGCCAUGGGCUUCUUUCUGGUCCUGGUGAUGGAGCAAAUCACACUGGCUUACAAGGAGCAGUCGGGGCCCCCACCUCGGGAGGAAACAAGAGCUCUGCUGGGAACAGCGAAUGGUGGGCCACAGCACUGGCAUGAUGGGCCAGGGAUCCAGCAGGCAAAUGGAGUCUCCGCAGCACCCUCAGCUCUCCGUGCCUGUGUCCUGGUCUUCUCCCUGGCCCUGCACUCAGUAUUUGAGGGGCUGGCAGUAGGGUUGCAGCGAGAUCGGGCUCGAGCCAUGGAGUUGUGCUUUGCUCUGCUGCUCCAUAAGGGUAUCCUGGCUGUCAGCCUCUCCCUGCGGCUGUUGCAGAGCCACCUGCGGGCACAGGUGGUGGCAGGCUGUGGAAUCCUCUUCUCCUGUAUGACACCCCUGGGCAUUGGGCUGGGUGCAGCUCUGGCAGAGUCGGCUGGGCCACUUCAUCAGCUGGCUCAGUCUGUGCUGGAGGGCAUGGCAGCUGGCACCUUUCUCUAUAUCACCUUCCUGGAGAUCCUGCCCCAGGAGUUGGCCACUUCUGAGCAGAGGAUCCUCAAGGUCAUUCUGCUACUGGCAGGCUUUGCCCUGCUAACUGGCCUGCUCUUCAUCCAAGUCUAG